This is a messenger RNA of Plasmodium fragile, 900 nucleotides long. RefSeq lists its product as uncharacterized. The record is from RefSeq and is a predicted model, not a curated record. The transcript has a single exon. Gene Ontology annotation, cellular component: nucleus. Lineage: Eukaryota; Apicomplexa; Aconoidasida; Haemosporida; Plasmodiidae. Bases 1 to 900 code for a protein of 299 amino acids.
AUGAUGAAACGGAAGGAGAAGCAUAAGCGGAAGAAAAAAAUGAAGCAGAAGAGAGAAGAAGACAGUGGAGAGGAGGAGGACGACGACCAACUCGUGGUUGAGUUCGAAUUAAUAGACCCCUGUGACAAGUACAUGGACAAUGUAAGGAUCCUCUUAAGGAGUACAGAGCUGUACUCCAAUUUGAAAUGCUCCGAGGAGUUAGUGAAAAUUAUAUGUGACCAGCAGAACAUUGGCAAAUUCUUAUGUGUGGCGAAUGGACCGCGUGUUGGUGAGAAGGAAGGUUCUGUUGAAGAUGGAGGAGAUGGCAAACAGGACCUCCCCAACAAUGCUGAUCAUAAUGUGGUGGGUUUUCAAACGAUAAUUAACCUAAACCAGUAUGAACAAAUUGGUGCCUUGAAGGAACUCCUGCUGCAGAAGGUGAAAAAGGUUAACACGCCGGAAUAUGUAGAGAGCGCGAAGAAGAUCAUAUCACUCCUGUCGCCACACGAAACAACACACAUUGGUCUGCUCAUUGGUCACCGCAUUUUAAACACACCCAUCACAUUAGUCCCCCUAAUUUAUAAAAAUAUAAUUGAAGACGUGUACUGGUCUCAAGGGAUUGAAGAUUUAGACAAGAGUGAAAAAAUGUGUUACUUCUUCAAUUUCCUGUUAUUUUAUACGAAGGUUUAUAACAAUGCGGAAGGAGAAAUUAUAUUUGCUAACUACGAGGAGGAGUAUUUUUUUAAACACAAGACGCAUCAUGUCAUGUGGAAUAACAACAAUGUAAAGCAGUUUUAUGAAUUUGUGAAUGGCAAGAAUAGGGAAGUCACUUAUAAAGAGUUCGUAACAAUUUUUGUCGUCCCAUUUGACAAAGUGGGGGAGGCCCUGGGGGAGAUGCAGAGGGGUGUCGGUGGUGCCUAG